AUGCUGCCCCAUGUGCUCGAGCGUUUCGAUCACAUUUGGGAGCUGUUAGGCCAACCGCCUCCAAUCGAGGACGACAAGCGCCGGCAUAGUAGGCGCCUCAGUGCAAAAGAUGCAGACCUGCUGCGCGCGACAGGUGUUGUAUCCUUGGCGACCCCGUCCAAGACGCGCGGAUGGGUAAUACCCUUCACGGUGGUUGAAGAACGUGAGAGUGGUUGGCGCCGGCGCAUGAUCGCAUGGCCCAGAGCCAAAAAUGCACACGAUGUGUACGAAGCGCGACUCCCUUUACAGCAUGUGGCCUACUACCUCGACGCCGUGGGUGACGACAUCGCGACCACAGUAGACCUCAAAGCCUCCUUCUUUCAAGUCGAGCUGCCUCCGGCGUGGCGCUCCUUGUACCGUUUUCGAGACACGCGCGGCACGCUGCUCGAACUGACGCGACUGCCUAUGGGCUACGUGGCAAGUCCGGAGGUGAUGCAACUCCUCGUCAUGGCUGUUGCCGGACACCCCGACGUUGUUAGAAAGGAGUUCGCAAAUCCCCAAACUGUGCGCACCGACGUUUGGACUGACAACAUUCGUUUAUCGGGAAACGCAACCGUAAUCCAAGCUGCGCAAGCUGCUUUGACGAUUACCGCGCAGCAAGCCAACGUCACGAUCGGCGACCAACAGUGGCUUGCGCGACGGUACACCUUUCUUGGGGUGGUGUACAACCACACGACCAAGACCGUCGCUUUGGCAAGCAAAUUCACGCGCAAAUGUGCAGAGGCUCCGCCGCAUGCGCAUAUGACUGUAGCCGAUCUAGAGGUGUUCAUUUCCCGGGCAUUCUUUGCGUCCGCGGUUCUCGACAUUCCCAUGAUUAACUACUACUUUCUGCUCAAGUUGACGCGUCGACACUUGUCCGCGCUAAACCGCGGUUUGUGCAAAUUGGGCGACGGCAGUGCGCUCUCUCCCUCGGUCACCAAGCUUGCUGAAUCUUUACACGCAAGGAUUAUCCAAAACCUUCCGCGCUGUAUUCGACCCGUGGAGAGUACACCAAUUUCCAUUUUGGCGACUGAUGCUUCUGAGCACGGUUGGGGGGCCGUUUUUUUGCCACCGUGCGGCCCGCAGCUAGUCGUUGGAGGUCGCUGGACCUCACCUCCCCCCCCCCCCAGCUCAUCAUGCAAGCCGAGGCACGCGCCGUGCACCUCGCUUACCGGGCGCUGGCGGCACACCUUCGUGGCACCCGCCUCCACGUGUAUGUUGAUAAUACCUCGGUAG
Molecule: messenger RNA, 1254 nt
Organism: Leptomonas pyrrhocoris
Lineage: Eukaryota; Euglenozoa; Kinetoplastea; Trypanosomatida; Trypanosomatidae
Product: putative target of rapamycin (TOR) kinase 1
Exons: 1
Coding region: 1-1254 (417 amino acids)
Source: RefSeq, a predicted model, not a curated record